AUGGCGGGCACGAAUUAUAGGCUGGGCUGUUGGCCCCCCCACACUUCCGCACAGGUUCCAAGGAGAGAGCUCUCAGUGGGUUGUUGCCCAUAUCCUGGUUGCGGCUGUGUACUGGUCUCGGGUGGCGUGUCCCGCUUAAACGCGGGGGAAAAGUGUACUUCUAGCCUGCCAAAUCAGUCUCCAAAACAUUAUGGAAUUACAUCACCAAUUAGCUUGGCUUAUCCUAAGAACAUUGAUUUAAUUCAAACUCAGAGGCUGAUUGAAGCAAUGAAGCCAUUUGAUGUGUUUGAAGAUGAUAAAGAACUCAAUCACAGGUUCAUUGUUCUUGGCAAACUGAACAAUUUGGUCAAAGAAUGGAUUGCUGAACUUGGUGAAAGCAAAAACCUUCCCCCCUCAGUGCUAGAAAAUGUUGGUGGAAAGAUCUUUACAUUUGGAUCUUAUAGACUUGGAGUACACACAAAAGGUGCAGACAUAGAUACUCUUUGUGUUGCCCCCAGGCACAUUGAAAGAUCAGAUUUUUUUCAGUCUUUCUUUGACAAACUUAAACAUCAGGAAGAAAUAAAGAAUCUAAGGGCUGUUGAGGAUGCAUAUGUGCCGGUUGUCAAGUUUGAGUUUGAUGGCAUUGAGAUCGACCUGGUGUUUGCACGGUUAUCGAUGCCAACUGUUUCUGACAAUCUGGAUCUUCAAGAUGACUCAUGCCUGAGUAGCCUGGAUAUCAGAUGCAUACGAAGCUUAAAUGGCUGCCGUGUUACUGAUGAAAUUUUAAAUCUUGUGCCAAAUAAAGAGAACUUCCGGCUCACGCUCCGUGCAAUUAAACUCUGGGCAAAAAGACGUGGCAUUUAUUCCAACAUUCUGGGAUUUCUUGGUGGUGUUUCCUGGGCAAUGCUUGUGGCCAGAACAUGUCAGCUCUACCCCAAUGCUUCAGCUUCAACUCUUAUCAAUAAGUUCUUCUUGAUUUUUUCAAAAUGGGAGUGGCCAAAUCCUGUCUUGCUCAAACAACCAGAAGACAACAACCUUAAUUUGCCAGUGUGGGACCCUAGGGUGAAUCUAUCAGAUAGAUACCAUGUAAUGCCUAUCAUCACACCUGCCUAUCCACAGCAGAACUCCUCUUACAAUGUAUCUACAUCAACACGAGCGGUAAUGGUAGAGGAGUUUAAACAUGGACUUGCAGUCACCAAUGAAAUUCUUCAAGGAAAAUCCGGGUGGUCCAAGCUAUUUGAACCACUGAACUUCUUUCAAAAGUACAAGCACUACAUUGUGCUGACUGCUAGUGCCUCCACUAAAAAACAUCACUUGGAGUGGAUUGGCCUGGUUGAAUCAAAAAUUCGUGUGCUGGUUGCCAAUUUAGAAAGGAAUGAAUUUAUCACCAUUGCACAUGUGAAGCCACAGGCUUUCCCUGGCAAGCAAGAAAUCCAUAAACAGAAUGAAUGUGUGUCAAUGUGGUUCCUUGGAAUAGUAUUUAAGAAAGUGGAAAACGCAGAAAGGGUUAACAUUGAUUUAACAUCCGUUAUACAGUCAUUCACAGAUACAGUUUAUAGGCAAGCCAACAACCUCAACAUGUUAAAGGAAGACAUGAAGAUUGAGGCAGCUCAUGUGAAGAGAAAGCAUCUCCACUAUCUUUUGCCUGCAGAAACCUUACAGAAAAGAAAGAAGCAAAGCAUGCCAGAUACUAGUCAAAAUGUUAGUGGGCAUUACUGCAAAAGAACGUCUUCAGAUAAAAGCCAUUUGGACAGUUCUAGAGGCAUGGACUCCAGAACAUCAAAUAAUUCCUCUCCAUUAAAUAAGAUACCUAAACUGGACAACUCUACAGCAGAGAUGGAAAGAAGUGCUCUAUAUCAGAGAUCCAACAGUGCUAACCACAGAGAGAAGAUGCCUCCUAUUGCUAUGCCAUCAGUGUCUAUGGGACUGUCCUUUCCUGCUACUGAUACAAAAAUGGAGGCUACAGUUGCAGUACGAACAUUGGGACCUCCAGUUGUGUUUGCCAUUCCAGGGCAUAAUGUAGCUUCUCAAUUCAGAGCGCAUUCUGUCCAAGGACAGCAUGAAUUAAGUGGGACUUCAAGUACAGACCCUAGGAAGUCUGCACCUAAACGACCUUAUUCACCAACCUCUGAAGGAUGUUAUUUACCGACAUUGGAAGAAUGCCCCAAAAAAACAGUAGACAGAGAAAAGUUAACUGGACAGGAUUCAGCAUUUGGAGUUGGUGGACGUCCAGAAGAUGUUGGGUGCACAUCUACAGAAAAUGAUGUCUGUGGAGAAACCUUUAUGCAGAUUCCAGUUAUCGACUCAUCAAGAUCACAGAGGCUCUCCAGUAAAGAACUCCCAGAUUCAUCAUCUCCUGUUCCAACAAAUAGUAUUCGUAUUAUUAAAAGAUCCAUCAAACUUACCCUUAAUGGGUAA
This is a messenger RNA of Indicator indicator, 2397 nucleotides long. It is a transcript of the gene PAPOLG, whose product is annotated as poly(A) polymerase gamma. The coding region runs from base 1 to 2397 and encodes 798 amino acids. Gene Ontology annotation, cellular component: nucleus. Lineage: Eukaryota; Metazoa; Chordata; Aves; Piciformes; Indicatoridae. Gene Ontology annotation, molecular function: RNA binding; poly(A) RNA polymerase activity. The transcript is spliced from 22 exons. The record is from RefSeq and is a predicted model, not a curated record.